UUUCAGUGUCUCUCUUAAAGAUUGAUAUAUGGGAUUUCCACAUAAAAUCUUAACCAACAAGAACAAAAAUUAAAUUACAGAAAUGGACUAAUUUAAUGUAAUUUCAUGGCUCCUACUUGCGUAUAUGCAUGUCUCGCACUAGAUUCCAGCAUAACUUAAUUCUUUUGAUCACCAAUUUGCAGACCCAUAUGCUACUGUUACACCUAUAUAUCUUGUACCAUGUUAACACUAGUGUUUUGUAGCAGUGGUGAUGACGAUAUUGAGUUUAAAUUUGUCUGCCUCAUAUAGAUAUCGUUUAACGACUCAUGAGCGGAAUUCUAACAUUCCGGCAAGAUUAGUUAACGGAAAUUCACCGGAAUGUCUCAAGUCGACGUCUUCAUAUGGUGGACGUAUAGAUUCAUCAUCUUAUUCCAUCGGUAAAAACUUUCAAGGAAGAAAUGGAAAAGGUGCAAAAGGAAUCGGAGGUAUUGCUCCUAAAAUAUUAUCAGUAGCAACAACUGUCAGCUCAGGCUCGUCUGGCCUUGGACUACUUCUUGAUGCAUAUGACGAUGAAUAUGGUGGUGUAAUCAUCGAGCCAGAGCACUUACCCUCAAACGCAAACGCAUUUGUAUCCAUUCUUCGCACUUCACUCUCCAAUUGGAAACUUAAGGGUAAGAAGGGAGUAUGGCUCAAGAUAUUGCAAGAACAGGCAGAUCUUGUCCCAAUUGCUAUCAAGGAGGGUUUCGAUUAUCACCAUGCGGACCGUGGGUAUAUAAUGUUAACAUACUGGAUACCAAAUGAUGAACCAUGUGGUCUUCCUGAUGGUCCAACUCAUCAAAUUGGUGUUGGAGGAUUCGUGAUGAAUGACAAGAAAGAGGUUUUGGUUGUCCAAGAAAAUGUAUGCCCAUGUCAAUGCUCAGGUGUAUGGAAAUUGCCUACUGGUUUUAUCAACAAGUCUGAAGAGAUAUUCUCUGGAGUUGUGAGAGAAGUGAAGGAAGAAACUGGGAUCGAUACGGAGUUCUUAGAAGUGGUAGCAUUUAGACACGUCCACAAGGUGGCUUUUGAGCAAUCAGAUUUGUUGUUUGUGUGUAUGCUCAAGCCUUUUUCCUUCGACAUAAGGAUCGACGAGAAGGAGAUACAAGCAGCAAAGUGGAUGAAUCUUGACGAAUUUCUUAGUCAAUCCUUCUACGAAGAAGAUCAUAUGUCGAAGAGGGUGAUUGAUAUUUGUGUCGCGGCCUGCGAAGAUAAUUACAGUGGUUUUAUUAAUCAUCACUUAACAUCAAAAUUUGAUGGAAAAUUGUCUCAUCUCUACUACAACCAUGAGAUGGUAAAAAAAUUCUAGUUAUGAUAUCAAUCAUUCUUAAGAUCGCAUAAGUGCCUCGACUAGAUUUAUUUUUCUGUUUUUCUCACGGUUAUCUUCGAAAAACUAUGUGACAUCUUUAAAAUGUGCAUAAAGAAGGAGAAAAAUAGCAUCAUA
Messenger RNA from Papaver somniferum (opium poppy), 1456 nucleotides. Its product is annotated as nudix hydrolase 8-like. Gene Ontology annotation, molecular function: NADH pyrophosphatase activity; ADP-ribose diphosphatase activity; NAD binding. The transcript has 8 exons. The coding region runs from base 251 to 1321 and encodes 356 amino acids. NCBI's taxonomy places the organism in Eukaryota, Viridiplantae, Streptophyta, Magnoliopsida, Ranunculales, Papaveraceae. The record is from RefSeq and is a predicted model, not a curated record.